GGCCUCGACAGGGUGGAAGGAGGGAGGAGAAGGGCGGGGCACGGAGGCCCAAGCGAGGGACCAGACUCAACUCUGACUUUUUCCGCCGCGCUCGAAUUCAGACAUGUCCCCCGCCCCUGUGCCAACCUCUUGACGUGAUGGUCUCCUGACGUCCCCACCCAGGCUUCCAGCGCAGCCAUGUCACUCCUCCUGCUGGUGGUCUCUGCCCUUCACAUCCUCAUUCUCAUCCUGCUUUUCGUGGCCACUCUGGACAAGUCCUGGUGGGCCCUCCCCGGGAAGGAGUCCCUGAAUCUCUGGUACGACUGCACAUGGAACAGUGACAACAAAACGUGGGCCUGCAGUAAUGUCAGCGAGAACGGCUGGCUGAAGGCGGUACAGGUCCUCAUGGUGCUUUCCCUCAUCCUCUGCUGUCUGUCCUUCAUCCUGUUCAUGUUCCAGCUCUACACCAUGCGGCGAGGAGGGCUCUUCUAUGCCACUGGCCUCUGCCAGCUUUGCACCAGCGUGGCGGUGUUUACCGGGGCGCUGAUCUAUGCCAUUCACGCCGAGGAGAUCCUGGCGGAGCGCCCAUCAGGGGGCAGCUUCGGUUACUGCUUCGCCCUGGCCUGGGUGGCCUUCCCCCUCGCCCUGGCCAGCGGCAUCAUCUACAUCCACUUGCGGAAGCGGGAGUGAGGGCCGCGCGUCCCCUCGUCUCCCCAGCCGGCUCCCGGCCCCUCCACCUCACCCCGAAGCCCCCACCCCGCCUCCAGAAAAUAAAACCAUUUAACCGCU
Lagenorhynchus albirostris (white-beaked dolphin) is the source of this 768-nucleotide messenger RNA. It is a transcript of the gene EMP3, whose product is annotated as epithelial membrane protein 3. Lineage: Eukaryota; Metazoa; Chordata; Mammalia; Artiodactyla; Delphinidae. The record is from RefSeq and is a predicted model, not a curated record. The coding region runs from base 178 to 669 and encodes 163 amino acids. Gene Ontology annotation, cellular component: plasma membrane. The transcript has 5 exons.